Aureobasidium melanogenum CBS 110374 is the source of this 1470-nucleotide messenger RNA. RefSeq names its product PAF acetylhydrolase. NCBI's taxonomy places the organism in Eukaryota, Fungi, Ascomycota, Dothideomycetes, Dothideales, Saccotheciaceae. The transcript is spliced from 2 exons. Bases 1 to 1470 code for a protein of 489 amino acids. Gene Ontology annotation, molecular function: 1-alkyl-2-acetylglycerophosphocholine esterase activity. The record is from RefSeq and is a predicted model, not a curated record.
AUGUCGCGCUCCCGCAUACCACCGAUUUUGCGUCCGCGCCUGACGCCCAAAUACGUCGCGUGCUCCAUAGCUGCUGUUUACGUCGUCUACUGCUGGCUGUGGGGAAUGCCUCUAUUGUCUUCAAAGCUCCCUGCCUAUACGGGGCCACAUGCUGUCGGCACCAUCGACAUUGAAAGUCCUUGUGAUGGCCGAAAGACAAGCGACGUGAAGUUCAAGUCAACGGGCCAACCUGCGUUUCUGCUUGAAACAGUCUUGUUCUCUGUUUACUAUCCAGCCGUAAAGGGAGCCAAAUCCAACAAGCCAAAACAUCUCUGGGUGCCAAAACCGCUCUCAAUCACAGCAGAAGGCUAUGCCAAAUUCGCCCACAUCAGCAACUUCCUCACUGACAGUAUCUUUACCGUCGCGCUCUGGGGUCUAGCGGGCAGUACUACCAUUCCAGCGAAUGUUGAUGUCCCUCUAAGAGAAACGGCGCCUAGCUUCGAGUUCACGGAGCAUGGUGAGGGCAAGCCAGAGGCGGGCAGCGAUCGUUUCCCUGUGAUUAUCUUCUCUCACGGUAUGGCCAGUUCUCGCACUGACUACACACACUUUUGCGGUGAGCUUGCCAGUCGAGGAUAUAUCGUUGCUGCGAUUGAGCACAGAGAUGGCAGCGGACCUGGAAGCAUGAUCAUGAAUGUCGAUGGUAGCGAAAGGCCAUUAUACCACUUCGGCCUCCGUGAUUUAGACGUGGAUCAGAGUUUUGGCAUACCCGAGCUCAAGGAAGCACAAUUGACCUUCCGCCAGGCAGAGAUCGAAGAAACGGUUCGGGUCUUGCGAGCCAUCAAUGAUGGCGAUGGCGCCUCUGUAUUCAAGAUGAACCCACGCAAGGAGGGCGAACAUUUGGCCAGCUGGACUGGACAACUUGACAUGACGAACGUCACUAUUUCAGGGCACAGUUACGGCGCUACUGGUGCUGGUCGGGCUUUAAAGGGUGCGCCUUGUCCGGAACGUCCUUUCCACGGUGCAAUCAUUCUUGAUCCUGGCAAGUCGAGUGGUCCCCUGAACUACGACAUCAAUGUGCCAGUCUUGGUCAUCCACUCCAACUCGUGGUCAAAGAAGCACUCUAUUUUCUUUGGUCAGCCUCAUUUCAACGUCGUCAAGGAGAUCGUCCAGAAGGUCAAUCAACGCGGGAAGGCCGGCUGGUUCAUGACUUCAUUAGGCACAUCACAUCCUUCUGUCACAGAUGCUCCUCUUAUCGAACCCACGCUGUUGAGUUGGACGACAGGAUCGACUAUCAACGUGAUCGACGGUGUGAGGAUGUACGUCAACGUUACUGAGGAAUUCAUGCUCUUCCAAAAAGCGAACAGGAGAACGGGGCUGCUCGCUUUAGAUGUCACCCACCCCGAAUACGAUGAAACCUCUAAUGGCACCCAAAAGAUGCCAAAGUGCUAUCAACAUUACUGGCAGAUUCAUGUUGCGCCGGACUCAGCAUAA